GUGGGAAUCUAAGGAUCAAUAAGGACGGAUAUAUUGACUUCAUGGAAUAUGUGGCUGCCCUCAGCCUCGUUCUCCGUGGGAAGAUGGAGCAGAAACUGCGGUGGUAUUUCAAGCUCUACGAUGUAGAUGGCAACGGCUGCAUUGAUCGACACGAAUUGCUCAACAUCAUUAAGGCUAUUCGGGCUAUUAACGGUGGUGACCACGAAACUAGCGCAGAAGAGUUCACCAACCGCGUCUUCAACAAGAUCGAUGUGAAUGGAGACGGUGAGCUUUCUCUGGAUGAAUUUGUGGAGGGAGCAAGAAAAGAUGAGGAGUUCAUGGAAGUUAUGAUGAAAAGCUUGGACCUGUCACACAUUGUGGCCAUGAUCAACAACCGUCGGCACAGUGUGUAA
This is a messenger RNA of Eurypyga helias (sunbittern), 392 nucleotides long. Its product is annotated as guanylyl cyclase-activating protein 1-like. The transcript is spliced from 4 exons. Gene Ontology annotation, molecular function: calcium sensitive guanylate cyclase activator activity; calcium ion binding. The record is from RefSeq and is a predicted model, not a curated record. The annotation marks the transcript as partial. NCBI's taxonomy places the organism in Eukaryota, Metazoa, Chordata, Aves, Eurypygiformes, Eurypygidae.